Molecule: messenger RNA, 597 nt
Organism: Dichomitus squalens LYAD-421 SS1
Lineage: Eukaryota; Fungi; Basidiomycota; Agaricomycetes; Polyporales; Polyporaceae
Product: P-loop containing nucleoside triphosphate hydrolase protein
Exons: 2
Cellular component (GO): nucleus; chromosome
Molecular function (GO): ATP binding; nucleic acid binding
Source: RefSeq, a predicted model, not a curated record
GCCCUGCCGACUAUUGCUGAGAUUCGCGCGCGCACGCUCGAGAAGUUCGGGCGACGGCCAUGUCUCUGGCAAUGCAACGCGACACUCGCGCAGCUUCGCGGCGACAAGGAUGUGGUCUGCAUAUCCGGCACAGGCUCUGGGAAAACGCUCACGUUCUGGAUGCCACUCCUCUUCCGACCGGACGGCAUACAAGUUAUUAUCUCGCCUCUCAACAUUCUCGGGACCCAAAAUACCGAGCAACUCGCCCGGCUCGGAAUUCCCGCAUUUGCGUUCCGAGGCGAGACAGCCACCGCCGAGAACUUUCAGGCUGCCGAAGAUCUUCAAUUCCGCGUUCUUGUCGCAGGCCCGGAACUGGCCGUCAGGUCUUCACCUGGAUCUGGUUUUGACCGGCUGUGGAGGAACGAUAGGUUUAUGGAAAAGGUGAUCUCAAUCAUUUGGGAUGAGGGGCACUGUGUCAGUGCUUGGGGGCAUUUUCGGGAGGACUACCUCUGUGCAGCAAGAUUACGGCACAUCAUGUCGCGCGUUGUCCGCUUUUAUGUCCCCUCGGCAACCUUGCCCGAGCAUGUUCUUGUUGAUGUCAUGAGCAUCUUGCAGAUG